Messenger RNA from Dicentrarchus labrax (European seabass), 1776 nucleotides. It is a transcript of the gene ufsp1, whose product is annotated as UFM1-specific peptidase 1 (non-functional). The transcript has a single exon. Bases 768 to 1517 code for a protein of 249 amino acids. The record is from RefSeq and is a predicted model, not a curated record. NCBI's taxonomy places the organism in Eukaryota, Metazoa, Chordata, Actinopteri, Moronidae.
UCUCUCUGGUCCGCAUGACCUCUGCUGUGUUGAGUUUGGUCCAAGUCGAAGAUACUCCGGUUGGAACGGAAUACGGUUCUCCUCGAAAAACUGUCGCUUUACGGUUAUUCUUACGCUCACUUCUCCGCAUUUUAUUUCAAGUCCGAGACUUUUUUCAGCGGAAGAAACGCCGCGCACAGACAACAAAACCAAUAAGAAGAAGACGAAGAGAAAACUGGUCGCCAUUUUUCUGAAGAAAAAACAAGCUAGCGAAUUAUUAAUUAGCGUGAAAUAAAUUACAGCCAGGUGUGUUGAGACGUGUGUCGCUCGCGUGCACUGGAUAGCGCGCGUGCUUUCUUCAGAGGCUGCUUUGUAAGUAAAACUCGUCAAUAUGAGAUAUUUCAUUAUAAUUUCAUUUAAAGUUUGCUACUAAUGUCGACAGCUAUUAAUUAAAGCCAAAUCUGCUCCUUAUUACUGCAGCAUUAUUCCACUUUGUUUCCACAAUUAAACCGCUAACACGAAUUCAGACUUUUUUCCCCCAUAGACAUAUAAAAUAUUCCUACGAUAUUCCAAAAUAUAUGAAGUUUAAAACCAAGUUUUAAAAAAAUCAGUGGUCAGUUAUUCUAGUUAUAUUGGCCAGCAUGAACGAAGCUGACGAAAAGCCAGUGGGAACGAAUGUUAAGGCGGAACUCGAGUAUCAUUGCAAGUGCACCGAAGGGACAGUUACUGCGGUUGCAACCGACAACUUUCGGAUGAAUUACCCACAACAGUAGAGACAAACUGUAAAAAUGGAUAAAAAAGUGAUAGCAGCAGAGUCCGAGGAGAUUGACUGGGGAGGAAGUGGAGCUGAAGAGGGGGAGAUAAUGAGGAAGACCAAACCCUUAUCAAAGAAUGUCCACACCGGUCUCCGUAAUCCACUUAGAGAUCCUGUUAAAUGUUCUCUGAUCAAAGGAGACUACCUCUACUUCCAUUAUGGCUGUGAUGGACAGGAUGACAGAGGCUGGGGAUGCGGCUACCGCACCGUUCAGACAAUGGCUUCCUGGCUUUGUCAGAACUGGUCUCCACCUACGGGCAAACACAGGCCCCCUCCGAGCCUCCCACACAUCCAACAAGCCUUGGUCACCAUGGGGGACAAACCAGGCUCGUUCUCAGGCUCCAGGGAGUGGAUAGGGACAUUUGAAGCCUCCCUGGUCCUGGACUAUUUCUAUGAUGUUCCCUGUAAGUUGGUACAUGUUAGAGGUGGAGGGGCAGAGCUGGAGCAUGUGGCAGUGGAAGAGCUCCAUCAGCACUUUGAGAAGCAUGGAUCUCCAGUCAUGAUGGGAGGGGACAGGGACAACUCUUCUAAGGGGAUAUUAGGAGUCUGCACUGGGGACAUGGGGAGCUACUUGCUAGUUGUUGACCCUCAUUACUAUGGAUGUCAGCUGGAGCCUACUGAGCUGCAGAGACACGGGUGGGUGGCGUGGAAAAGAGUCUCAUCUCUGGAUCAGUCUUCAUUUUAUAAUGUGUGUAUGCCUCAGACAGCCAAAAAAGGAACAUAAACUACUGGUAGACAUAUUUGUGUUGUCAGACAUAUUAUUGUCUUAUUAUUGAAAAUAUUAUUAUAUUAUUAUUAUUAUUGAAAAAUGUGAUAUUUUCUCAUAUAGAUGCAAUGUAAAGUGUUCGGGUCGUUGUCUGCAUUUAUAAUUUAAAAUGAGCUGUAGUGCCAUCUUCUGGAUGAAAUCAGUAAUUACAACAUAUUUGAAGAGCAAAGUAGAGCAACUUGAUCCUUUUCUACAUUAAACUCCUGGUCAAACCCAA